CCUUUCACCAACUUCUCUGGAUGUCAGCGAUCAGUUUAGGCUCGAAGGCUCCGUGGUGCAGAAGACCCUGCUCUCCACGCAUGGUGUCUGCAGUGACAGUGCCCUGCUCUGCUCAGGAACCGGACGCACUGCAGAAGGGCCCUGGUGGAAUCCGGUGACUGCAGCCAGGCGCGACCCCAGCCCUGAGGCCCACGCUGCCUCCACUACGCGGGCUCGGGGGCUCCCACCCCGAGGCGGGCACUGUGCUUGGCUGCUGUUCAGUCGGCGCUGGCCCCCCUCCCUCCCCCAGUCCCUGGAGGCUCCGUGGCUGCCGGAGCAGGAGGUGGAGCCCAGCCCUCGGCCGACUGGUAGGAGGGAAAGUUCGGCAGCAGCGGCGGGAGUAGCUUAGCAGCGGGAGCCCCGCCCGGCUGUCUGCAGGGCUGCCUGGGGUCCCUUGACCACGAAUGGCAGAUUGAAGAGUUGUCAUGUGAGAAACUUUAGACAAUUGUUUCUGUGGCUGGAAUCCUCAAAUCUUCCACUUCAUUGCCUCUGGAGCAUAACCAGUGGUGGCGCUGAGCUGAACGCGGUGCGAGCAGAAGGGGGCGGUACUUUCCGUCUGGACCCUGACUUGGAAGCCAAGUGCGACUCCAGGGCAGUCACCACCAGAAGCAGAUGUGCGAUCCAUCGGAGCAGCUGUGUGCCUUUCUUUCUGCGGAGACUCUUUUCCAUUACAAGAAGAGAAGCCAAGAUCGUUUUUAGCCACUGAAGGACUUAUGUAGCACUUAUUCUUACAGGAACGGCAGAGUUUAGUAGAGAUUGGAUGGUCCCAGGCUUCUGACCUAAGUAAAGAUGGAGGACAUGUGGAUGUUGACAUAACCCACGGGAUGGCUGUGGAGUCCUUCGACGAUCUGAUGGGAGGGUCCCAGCGCCUCUGGUGUGGAGAAGGUGAUGGGAUGCAGAAUGAAAGUAUGGAGGUGGGAGAGGUCCGCAGCCAUGACCCCAGAAGCAGCCGCAAUAGCACCGAGAUGUCAUCAGCUUGACUAACUGAUUCGAAGCAGUGCCGAUGGGAUUCUAGAUGGAAGAUAGCCAAGAGAACAGGAAGAGAAUGAGGGAAGAUUCCUCUCCUGGUUGGAGCAGGGCUGUGGGUAGUAUCUUCCUUUCCUGAGAUGGGACAGACUGAGGAAAGAGAAGUCUUGGAAAAGAAAACUAAGAGGUUAUUUGUAGGUUUCCCCUCAUCUCCAGUGCAUCAGGAAGGCUAUGAUGGGAACACAUGAAAGAACUUGGAGGUCCCAUUUAACUGGUUGUUUCUGCCUAGAAGAUCUUCCCUUGGAAGCAGGACAGCGGUCCUGUGUAAUGGUUGACCUCCAAAGGCAGGCCGCAUUCUAGAAGGAAAUGGAUAAAAUUGGUCCAGGGGACUUCAGAGGCAUUGUGGUCUAAUCAGGAAAGCCCUUGUGUGGGGCCUUCCCAUUGCCCUGGGAUGCUGCACACGCUGGACGCAUGGCCUGCACCUGAGUGAGGAUGGUCCGUCGUGGGCUGCUGGGGUGGAUUUCUCGGGUAGUAAUUCUGCUGGUGCUGCUCUGCUGUGCCAUCUCUGUCCUCUACAUGUUAGCCUGCACCCCAAAAGGCGACCAGGAGCAGUUGGGACUGCCACGGGCCAAUGGUCCCACAGGCAAAGAUGGCUACCAAGCAGUGCUGCAAGAGCGUGAGGAACAGCAUCGCAACUAUGUGAAUAGCCUUAAGCGACAGAUCGCACAGCUCAAGGAUGAACUGCAGGCACGCAGUGAGCAGCUCCGCAAAGGGCAGGACCAGGCCAGUGAUGCCACCGGCCUGCGCUCAGGCUGGGAUCCUGCACCCAAAGCCCAAGCCGAUCUGCUGGCCUUCUUGCGCAGUCAGGUGGACAAGGCCGAGGUCCAUACAGGUGUCAAGCUGGCCACCGAGUAUGCUGCUGUGCCUUUUGAUAGCUUCACCCUGCAGAAAGUGUACCAGCUGGAAACCGGCCUGACCCGCCACCCUGAGGAGAAGCCGGUGAGGAAGGACAAGCGCGAUGAGCUGGUGGAAGCUGUCGAAUCGGCCCUAGAGAGUCUGAACAGCCCUGUGGAGAGCAGCCCACACCAGCGUCCUUACACGGCUGCGGACUUCAUAGAAGGGAUCUACCGGACAGAAAGGGAUAAAGGCACUUUGUAUGAGCUCACCUUCAAAGGGGACCACAAACAUGAAUUCCAACGACUAGUCCUAUUUCGACCAUUUGGCCCCAUCAUGAAAGUGAAAAAGGAGAAACUCAACAUGGCUUCCACGCUUAUCAACGUUAUCGUGCCCCUAGCGAGAAGGGUGGACAAGUUCCGGCACUUCAUGCAGAACUUCAGGGAGAUGUGUAUCCAACAGGAUGGGAGAGUUCACCUCACCGUUGUGUACUUUGGGAAAGAAGAAAUGAAUGAAGUCAAAGGAAUACUUGAAAACACUUCCAAAGCUGCCAACUUCAGGAACUUCACCUUCAUCCAGCUGAAUGGAGAAUUUUCCCGGGGGAAGGGACUGGACGUCGGAGCCCGCUUCUGGAAGGGAAGCAAUGUCCUGCUCUUUUUCUGUGACGUGGACAUCUACUUCACCUCCGAGUUCCUCAACACGUGCAGGCUGAACACACAGCCAGGGAAGAAGGUAUUUUAUCCGGUUCUUUUCAGCCAGUAUAACCCUGGCAUAAUCUACGGUCAUCAGGAUGCAGUCCCACCCCUGGAGCAGCAGCUGGUUAUAAAGAAGGAGACUGGAUUUUGGAGGGACUUUGGAUUUGGGAUGACUUGUCAGUACCGGUCAGACUUCAUCAACAUAGGUGGAUUUGACCUGGACAUCAAAGGCUGGGGUGGUGAAGAUGUACACCUGUACCGGAAGUAUCUCCACAGCAACCUCAUAGUGGUACGCACACCUGUGCGGGGACUUUUCCACCUUUGGCAUGAGAAGCGCUGUAUGGAUGAACUGACCCCUGAGCAGUACAAGAUGUGCAUGCAAUCCAAGGCCAUGAAUGAGGCAUCCCACGGGCAGCUGGGGAUGCUUGUCUUCCGGCAUGAAAUAGAGGCUCACCUUCGCAAACAGAAGCAGAAAGCGGGCAGUAAAAAGACAUGAUCUCCCAGGCACAGAUCAGCGAAGACUUCCAGUUGUUUGCCGUUGGCUGUUCUGAAAAAGUAGAUGCAAUAAGGUAUAGACUUCCACAAAGGGUGACCAAGAAUCUGAUGAGGAGGAGAGAUGGAAGUAGAGAGUCUCCGGUUUCUGUUGGCCCUGUGUAGGGUGACAGUGACUGUGUUUACAGCAAAAUGAUCCCUCUGUCCCUGCUCACCGAAAUAGUCACAGCCUCAGACAAGUUCUGUAGAAAGUUCACUAGAAGAGAUGCGUGCAUCUGGCUUCUCUUCUUAGGAAUGAUUACAUCAGAGGGCCUUGGUAUCCAGGACUACCCACAUCUCAGAAGGAGCAAAGGACCUGUGAGAAGUGCAGAGAUCCGACAGGAGCACCCUCCAGGGGACAAUGAGCAAAAUCAAAGAGACCUGGAAACAAACUGUCAACACUGUCAUCCCCCCAAUAUUAACCAAAAAAUAACCCUCUCGUUUCAGUUAUCUUUAGUCACUAUUCUAAAAAUGCACUUUUUGUUUUGCUUGUAUCGUGCUUAUUUAAUUACCUAUUGGCAAGCCUUGGUAGGAGCACAUUGUAGUAUAUACACUUGUACGAUUUCUAAGAUUUGUUUUUAUUUUUUGUUGUUUUUGUUGGUAUGUUUAUUUGAGACGGUCUGGACACAGAGCCUGAACUAACUUUGAAAUCAUGGUCCUCCUGCCUCAGCAGCCCGAGUGCUGAAAUUACAGGUGUGCACCACCACCACUGGCAAGGAGGCGUGUGAGAGAACCUUCAGGUGCCAACAUCUGGGCGCAAAUCUGAGGAUGUGCCAAACUCAAAGAUAAGGCAAUGUGUGGAGCUGCCGAGAGAAUGGUAUAUUGAAACUGUCUACGACUAUCCGAAGAGGAACAAUCAAACACUACAGAAAGGAAAAGACACUGUCAUCUCCACCAUCAAGGAACACUAAGACCUUGGUAUGUUUCCUAGAGAACAUGCCUUCUCCUCAGGAGAAAUGGGGACCACUUUCUUACCUGUUUGAAUAAACCAAAGUUAUGAACCAAACUAUCGCUUUUCAAAGCAGGGUGCUCUUCCUGGUCUCUGGCUUCCAUAAGAAGAAAAUGCAGAAAAAAAUAUAUACAUAUAUUUUGUGAAAGACCAGUCCAUCAACCCAGCGAGAUGGGAAAUUUUGCUACAUUUUCACUCACUCCUGGCCAUGUGGAAACAACUUAUUUUUAAAAUAAGCAAUGUUGCUUGGUUGCCAAGACACUUCUGAAGCUCGCAUUUUCUUACAACUUCAAACUCUUUUUUAAAAAAAUAAAUAUGGUUACCAUCGAGUGGUUUCUACAUCUAUGUGCAAAUUAUUUAUUUAUUAGCCAGCACCAGAUGCAUGAGCUAAUUACCUCCUCUGUCUCCGUGCCUUCUGUUUGCCCACAGUGAAUUCAUUGUUUAAACGCUUCAAGAACACUCAAGCUGUGUGUUUAAAAAAAAAAGCAUUGUAUUGAUUUGUACUGGUAGUUUAUAAAGUUUAAUUAAAACAUGAGACAUAAAUGAAAGGUGGCAUUGCACAGCUAA
This is a messenger RNA of Peromyscus maniculatus bairdii (prairie deer mouse), 4641 nucleotides long. NCBI's taxonomy places the organism in Eukaryota, Metazoa, Chordata, Mammalia, Rodentia, Cricetidae. The record is from RefSeq and is a predicted model, not a curated record.